CGCGUCACAAAAACAUGGCGGAUUAGUGUGCCCAUGGGGUCCGCUGCUCGCCAUCCGUCGUCGACAAAAAAAAGCUUAUUUCUCCCAACAAACGAUAUAUUGUUGACCAGGGCAAAAUGUUUCGUCGGUCACGAUUUAGCGCUCGGCCCAAUGUCGGCGCAACGGGCAGAACGUCUCAGGAAGCCCCCCCGGCGAGUCAGGAGGCCGGUGAGGCCCCCAGAGAUGUUGCCGCCGGCAGCACUGCCGCGGAGACAGGCGGCCAGUCUGUCGGGACCCCGUCAGAGAGACCCGAAGCCCCGGGGGAUGGCAACGAGCAACACGGGGAAAGCACCGGCACCCCGGCUGCCCUGCAAAGGAGGAAGCGCUUUUCCAUCAAGCCCAAAGUGGCCCCGGGACGCCCCUCCGCAGCGGCUCGCACGCAGAAAUCCCCCCUCAAGGCGGUGUCGGAAACUCCCGCUGAGGCCCCGGUCUCGGGCCCCGACAAGCCGACCGCGUCCGGCCAAACGGCGGCCGCAGUCGCCCCGCGAGGACUGCAGUCGCCGAGGCGACGGAGGUCUUCAGAAGAGAGCAAGCAGCCCAAAACGCAACCUAAACAGGCCGCCGAACCUUCGGCCGAGUCGGCGGAAAAAACCCCGCCGGCGGACGGCGGCAAGGGAUUGCAAAGCGCGUCGGACGGUCAAGUUGAAGGAGUACCGUCCAAAUUACCGGACACGGUCCCCUUUUCCAUCCUGGGCAGAGAAGCUAUGGAGCUUUCGGAGAGAGCAAAGACUCUGGUGUCGUCCACGAGCAGGCGACGUCUCUCGUCAUCAGCGCUCUCCUUGAGCCGGCUCCUGAAUGACCCAUCGGACAUCCAGAGGAUCGCAAAGGCCCAAAAGCUCCGAGAUCUGCUCAAGCAGGAGAUGCAAAAAGGAAAGAAACGCAAGAAAGGAAAUGCGCGCGUAAAGGAAUAUAACCUAGAUCCGGCCAAAAUGACCAUGAGCGACCUUAUCCGCUAUCUCCCGGAGUCUAACCCCAUGACUUCGAGUAUUGAAGAAUCCGCUCCGGAGAAUGAGACCGUGGUCCCACCUUCUCCAGAAAGAGAUGCGUCACCAGAGAGAUCGCAGACGCUGGAGGUGAUCCCUAAAAUAGGUACCCCGAGGCAGGUGGAGGAGGAGCUGGAUGAGGAAGAGGACGACGAGGAUGACAGCGUGAUGGUUCCCCAGGUCAAAGUAGCCGAGGACGGCACCCUGAUCAUCGAUGAAGAAAGCUUGACGGUGGAAGUCCAGCGGGCCAAAGGACCGAAUCCAGCCAACGAUCGGGACCCCAUAUUUGAGCGCGGCUCCACUACAACUUACGCAAGCUUCCGGAAGGGGACCUACACGAAACCCUGGUCCAGUGAAGAGACAGACAUGUUCUUCCUGGCCGUCAGCAUGGUGGGAACCGACUUUUCCAUGAUUUGUCAACUGUUUCCUCUCCGAGCGCGAUCAGAGAUCAAGAACAAAUUUAAAAAAGAAGAGCGAGAGAAUUCCUGGAGGGUUGACAAAGCUUUCCGGGAGAGGCGCAAACUGGACAUAGAAUAUUUUUCUAAGCUGCUGGAGAAGAUUCUGGAAGUUCAGGAAAACCGGAAGAAACUCAGGUCGCUUGCUGGGAGGAAAUCUCCAAAGAAGAGAACGAGAAAGGCCAAGGGCAAAAAGGCUGCAAGGAAGCUGAGCGUUGUGGAAGAAGAAGACGAGGAAGAGCAAAACGAAAUUGCCGACUUGGAAGAGGAGGAGGGUGAGAAAGAGAACGAGGAGCUCGUUAACGAGGGAGGAGCUGAUGUCGCUAAGCCGAAGAAGAAACGUAAAAGAAAGAGCAAAGAGGAGGUUUUGACCGAGGAACCAAUUGAGAAGAAAAACAAAACGGGAGAAAAGAGCAACGAAAAAGAUGAUGCCUGCACACCGGGGGACACUGAGGCAGCACUUCCUGAAGACUGUCCAACAUCCGACAUGUCUAAGGAGCCUGAGGGUGUGAGUGAAGCCAAAGAGGCCAAAAUCAAGCCGGCUAAACUGUCACGAGGCAGAGCCCCAAAACCGCUCCUGCCGCUGGGCCGGAAGUGGGGCAAAAAGCCCCCAGCCCCCUCCACAAAGAGCAGCGCCGCGGCGCCGGACAAAGGGGAGGAGGGCGUAGCGGACGGAGGAGGCGAAGAUCAGGUCAAUAAAGACGCUUCGCCUUCAAGUCCAGCGGAGGAGACGUCCGCUGACGACGACUCCGAAGAAGAGGAUGCCACCGUUCAACCUCCGAAGCCCACCAGGUAUGGCAGAUUGCCUAAAGCCGUCACGCCCCUGAACUACCCCGCCAAAGAGGCCGCCCCCGAAGCCACCCCCGCCCCACCCGAGGGCUCCACGUCUUCUGCCGCCAAAUGCACGGCCAAGAGGGGAAGGACACCAAAGCUGAAAUCCUCGCGGGAGUCCAAAAAACCUAAACUGGUCACCAUCGUGGCGUCUCAGUCAGACUACAGCGACGAGGAGGAGGAAAAGCAGCGAGAAGAAGACGAAGAGGUGGAGGAGGUGCCCCCCGCUGGAGCACCCUUUGUGCCCGCCAGCCUGCGCUCGCUACAACCUGUGGUGUCACAGGUGGAGGAGACGCUGGAGGAGCUUGAUAUCUUUGCAAAUAUCCCCGAUGUGUUGGGCAUCUCCCAAGAUGCACUGUGCCGUGAAGUCUCUUGCGAGGGGGCAGAGCACGAGGCAGACACAGCUAAACCCACUGACCAUCAGCUGGAUCUGCUUGUUGACGUCAUAGACCUCUUUUCCGUGGACCACACAGAAGUAUCUGAGGACGAGAGCUACAACGAAGCUGCUCAGACCUUGUUGACCAUCGGCAACCUGGCUCACCUCCCUCAGGAUCAAACAGUAGAAGAUCACGUUACAGGGACAACUUUGGCCAACGUGAAAGAAAGCAUCGCACACCUGAAGGGAGAGAUUUCAUCAAAGCCUGCUCUACUUGAUGAAAGCAGCGUGGCUCCUCUUACGUCUGCAGUCUCCAAUCACGAAAUGAUGGAAACAUCGGGUAAUGUUACCAUCCUACACAGCGGAGGAGAAAAUGAGGACAUUCCCCUCGUCGAAUGCAGUGAUCAGAGGGCGGAUUGCGACGCGGACCCCGAUCCUCAGUUGGCAAGAAAGACAAAGAAAGGCGGCUCCUCCGAGGGGAAACCGAAACCUAACCUUGGCCGAGCCUCGAGGACUCCGCUUCUUUCGGAGGAAACCCAGAAAGCAGCGGAACGUAGCGAGAAAACGUCCUGUUUGGAGGCCAAAGGCACAGAUGAGCCACGUGGCAGCCAGGAAGGGUUUGUCGGUGAACCGCAUUCGGAUCAGAGUCCAGGUGAUUCCCUGGUCGGGGCGCCGUGUGUUCCAGCCGUAGUCGUUCAGAAGGAGGAGAGUGAGGUGGGAUCUACUCCCCCGACCAGGAAGAGUCGAUUCCAGAAAGUCAAACCCAAACUCCACCUGGCACGGACAUCAAGGACUAAACCUCAAACCACGACGGACGCCGACCCCGCGGAGGGCGGCGGCGGCGUCCCUCCCCCCGCUCCGUGUUUUUCGUUGCGCGUGGAGGAGCUGCCCACCGCUCCGAGAGAAGAAGAAGAAGAUGAAGAGGAGGGCGCCGCCGCCGCUGCGUCCGCUCGCCAGACUGUGAGGCGUCGAUCACAGAAAGCCACACCCAAACCCAAUGUGCCGCCCACGUCGAGAAGUGGGCGGUCUAAACCUGAAACCACUGAGGACCCUGCCCCCCCCGCGGGGCUCGCGGAGACGCCCCCCAGCCGGACACCAGGGCCCGAGGCCACCGAAGAAGCGAGGCCGACUCGCGGUAGCGGCCAUCUUGAAAAGGCAAGCCCAAUUAAAAGUGCAGCCUCGGUGACGGAAUUGCGCUCUUCCCCUAAAACCGCGGAGGAAACGUCUCCAACCGAGGAGCAGAAGACGGGCGCCGGGCGCGGUCCCGGCUCGGGGAAAAGUGUUCCUCAACGACGGCAACGCUUCGCCAAAGUCAAACCCAAUGUGGGAUCCUCCCCCCGGUCUGCACGCGCUAAACGCCAGUCGUGCGACCCGCGCCACGCGGACCCCCCCGCCGGGGCCGCGCUCCCGUCCACCGCGCGCUCAUCAGGUGAAAGCGCCGAGCAGCCGCCCGCUGGGAGUGAAGAGGAUCGACCAGCUGCCCCAAACACCGAGUCCCCCGACUCUGCCUCACGAAAAGCUCCUCAGGCCCUUCGAGGACGGCUCAUCCGACCCAAGCCCAGUCUGGCCCGCAGCGGCCGACCUCCACCCCCCCGACAUGUGCCCGAGAUCAAAGCGGCAGACCGAGAUUUCGACGCGCCCGUUUGCCUCCGUGUGUCCGGAGUACGGCCCGACGCCCCGCAGCCAGCAGAGGGCGCCGCUGCGCAAGGCGCUCUCUCUCGAAGCGGUACCGGCCCGACCCCGAGCGGCCUGGCGCAAGUCCCCGAGCAACCGGGGCAACGUGCCCCCCCUACACAUGGACCCUUGCUGGGCUGUCUGACACGAGCCCCCGGCAGUUGUAACCAGUUACAGGGUGCAUCCACAUCAAUCACAACGGAGAUACAGACCCAGACAAAUGUCUCAAUAUUUCCAGACUUGCCGUUGAAGGAUGAGCAGAAAGAUGCAGAUGAGCCGUUCUUCAUCCUCUCCCUGACUGAGAUCCCCGUCGCCGUGCAGGAACCCCCCCCCCCCCGCCGCCCCGCGGCCGAGCAAGACGGGCCGCAGCCUUCCUCGCUCCUCAUCGCCGUUCCCGGGGGGGCGUCGACGACGACGACGGCGGCCGCAGAGGGGCCUUCCCUCAGUGCCGCCGCGGCUGCUGCGCGCCCGGAGGAGAGCGGCGAGACGGGCGGCCGGGACGCUGGGCCCGACCCCGAUAGAACUCCCCCUACCAAACCCGAUGGGCCGAGGGCCACCAGGAGGAGAGUCAAAGAGCAGGUCGAGCCGAGGACUUCAAAGAGGAGGCAGGCCGGCAAGAGCCUCGCCGCGGACGAGGCGGGGCCGGCUCCGCGGGGGGAAGGGUUUGACGACGUCGCCCGGGGGGGGCGCGGUGAUCGUGUAGCUGUGGGAGAGGAGGCUCCGAAAGGCGAAAGCGGCUCGAGGGCACAAACCGCUCGGCGGAAGGGAAGCCGGAAAAGAAACCCCAAAGGCUUCCCCGCUGUGACUCCUGAGACGAUCGUCACGGCCCCUCCACCCGACGCUGCGCCCGGCAAGGCGGCGGCGUCAAAGGGCCCGAAGGCCAGAACUCCCCGGGCGGCCGCGAAGCGACCCGCUCCACCCGCAGCGUCUGCGUCGCACGCCGCCGCCGUGAACCGCUCCACAGUCAGCGCUUCGCCGGCAGAAAGGAGGAAGGGCGGCCGAGCGCGCUCCGUCAGGUCUCCACCCGAGGUGUCCGCUUCUCGGCGGAGUGACGCCGCGGAGGAGGAGCCCACCAGUGUGUCUCAGUACUUCUUAUGUGACAUCUUUACAGAUGUGGAGGAGGGAUGAAAGCAGCAACCAGUGGGGGGGGGGGGGGAGGGUUUAGUUACGUCUGUCUGUAGGUUAACUUAUGACCAAAUUAGUCUCACAAGCACUUUGGAUUAGUGUGGUUGUUUUGAAUUGACUGAAAUUGCUUUUUUUUAUUUUUUACACAUUAAUAACCAAAACAAGCAUUUCAUUAUGUUUCCAUCCUCCGAUCCCUCAAUUUGGUUAUUCAAAACCUGUGAAAAUGUAAAUAAUAUCUGUUCCGUUUUACUAAAGACAGAAAGACCAUUUGAUGCAAUAAUAUUGCAUCAUCGAUCUUGUAAAUGCAACCAAACAAGCAGCAGGGGAUGUCCAACUAUUUAAAGAAAAAGGUUCUGUCGGCUGGUUCAGUGUUCAAAGCGGUCCUUUGCAUUUAUUUAUUUGCAUUACUACGUUUGAUACAAAAAACGCUCAUCGCGUGUUCUCUUCCUUUUAAAUGUUUCAAUAGUUUUAUUGACCAAACACACGGAAGUCUGUAAGAUCGGAAUAAAACGUAUUCUUCCACUUCCA
This is a messenger RNA of Pungitius pungitius (ninespine stickleback), 6011 nucleotides long. RefSeq lists its product as uncharacterized. Gene Ontology annotation, molecular function: TFIIIC-class transcription factor complex binding. The record is from RefSeq and is a predicted model, not a curated record. Bases 117 to 5486 code for a protein of 1789 amino acids. Lineage: Eukaryota; Metazoa; Chordata; Actinopteri; Perciformes; Gasterosteidae. The transcript has 26 exons. Gene Ontology annotation, cellular component: transcription factor TFIIIB complex. Gene Ontology annotation, biological process: RNA polymerase III preinitiation complex assembly.